Scatophagus argus is the source of this 1584-nucleotide messenger RNA. It is a transcript of the gene fancl, whose product is annotated as FA complementation group L. The record is from RefSeq and is a predicted model, not a curated record. NCBI's taxonomy places the organism in Eukaryota, Metazoa, Chordata, Actinopteri, Scatophagidae. Gene Ontology annotation, biological process: interstrand cross-link repair; protein monoubiquitination. Gene Ontology annotation, molecular function: ubiquitin protein ligase activity. The coding region runs from base 308 to 1498 and encodes 396 amino acids. The transcript is spliced from 15 exons. Gene Ontology annotation, cellular component: nucleus; Fanconi anaemia nuclear complex.
UAAGUCAUUGAAAGCAGCAGCAUGACGUAGCCUGUUUUGUUUUCCAUGGCGCGAUGUGGUUUCAGUCUCAACUUUGCAUGCAGCUCUGGCUUAAACCAAGUUACUCUUUGUAAAUUCUGCGAUUUAACAACCUUAGCUGAAUUACCGAGGUUCAAAUGUUUGAUUUAGACUUUCGACUUAUUUGAAAAUCUUAAAAACUGUCUUAGUUUUCCCUGUCAGGCUCGACAACGUUAGCUAAGGAAGCGGUCUUCCUGGUCUGACUGAAAGCUCCACUAAUUUAGCUAACGUUAAGAUUAGCUUAGGUGAGAUGGAGAGUUCACUGGUAAAAGACAACCCACUCCUUAUACCUCUCAACAAGGAGAAAACUGUGUAUGACGGGUUCAUCACAGUCCAGGAGCGAGACUUCAGACUGAGACUAGUGCUGCCACCAGACCGCCAGCUUGUACGGGCCAGACUGCACUGCUGUUGGCAGUUGAAACACCUGUUGCGUGGGUAUGAACACAUUGUGAAACAGAGGCUGCAGCAGUCGGCUGAUCUUGUCAGUUUCGUUCUCGAGCUGAAGACUGUCUUGGAAGUGCGUCUGAAGAGCUUCCCCGAGUGCCGCUCCAUCCCGCCUCCACAGUAUUACUCUCAACUCAUUUCUGAGAUGGAGACCCUUGGGUGGGCCAAGCUGCUCUUCAUAGACACAGAGUUUCAAACAUUGAAACUAAAGGCAGAGGACUCCUCUGGAAGACAGCACAUUCUCACUGUUAAACUCAAGUCUAAGCUGCUUCCACCAGAUCCGGUGACAGGUCAUUGCUCGCCAGGCACAGUUAGGGAGGAGGCAGCACUUGGACGGCAGCACCCUGCAGAGGCCCCUGAAUGCUCAGCUGACCUGCCAGUGCCUCUGGCUAUCACCUGGACACCACAGAGUACUCUGGACCUGCUUUACAGUCAGUUCCUGCUGGUUUUGGAGUCCUUGACCAAAUUCUGGGACAUCCUGGACGAGAUUGACACCAAGACGUGGAUUCUGGAGCCUGAAAAACCGAGCCGAUCAGACACGAUGAGGCGGAUCGCCAUCGGAAACAACGUGUCCAUCAAAGUGGAGGUGGAUCCCAGGCACCCUGAGAUGCUGCCAGAGUGCUGCCUGCUGGGAGCCGAACAUGUGGUGACUCCGCUGAGGAAUAGGCUGAACGCCAACAUGCACUUGUGGAACCCGGACUCCAGCGUCUUGCACAACCUCCGGGAUGUUUUGGAGAUCGAAUUCCCGUCACCUGCCACCCACGAAAAAUCUAGCUUCAGCGCUGAGUGUGGGAUCUGUUACUCCUAUCGUUACGAAGCUGCCAUCCCUGAUCAGGUGUGUAAUGACCCUCGCUGUGGCCAGCCCUUCCACCAGGCCUGUCUUUAUGAGUGGCUGCGAGCACUCCCCUCCAGCAGGCAGAGCUUCAACAUUGUCUUUGGAGAGUGUCCUUACUGCAGCAAGCCCAUUACUGUGAAAAUGGCAGCCCAGAGGUCCUAAGAAGUGUAUUUGUGUUCCUGUCAGCUCCGACUCAACAGACAAGUAGAUCCUUUACCCGCUCAGAAAUGCACUUUGACAAACUUCAA